AUGGCUGAACAUGGAAACAUUCAGAAUCUUCUUCAAAAUGACGUGCUUAACCGGACUUCCUUUCAUUUCCAACCUCAGAGAAAUUGGCUCAACGCUCCAAUGUAUUACAAAGGAUUCUACCAUUUAUUCUACCAGCACAACCCUUUGGCUCCUGGUUUCAGUAAAAUAAUGAUAUGGGGACACUCUGUUUCACAAGAUAUGGUCAACUGGAUCCAACUCGAACCAGCCCUUUACCCCACUGAGCCAUUUGACAUCAACAGCUGCUGGUCCGGUUCCGCCACGAUCCUCCCUGAUGGAAAACCUGUGAUUUUGUACACCGGGCUCGACGACAACAACAAACAGCAAGUCACAGUUGUUGCCGAACCUAAGGACGUUUCCGACCCUUUGCUUCGUGAGUGGGUAAAGCCAAAGUACAAUCCUGUGAUGGUUCCGCCAAACAACGUCCCUUUUGAUUGUUUCCGUGACCCUACGACCGCGUGGCAAGGGCAAGAUGGGAAAUGGAGAGUUCUCAUAGGAGCUAAAGAGAAAGAUAGCGAAAAAGGAAUGGCGAUUUUGUACCGAAGCGAUGAUUUUAUCCAAUGGACAAAGUUUCCGGUUCCUUUACUUGAGUCACAAGCCACCGGAAUGUGGGAAUGCCCUGAUUUUUUCCCCGUUUCCAUCACCGGUAAAGAAGGUGUAGAGACUUCAGUGAACAAUGCUAAUGUGAGGCAUGUCUUGAAGGCGAGUUUUGGAGGCAAUGAUUGCUAUGUCAUUGGCAAAUACUCUUCCGAGACUGAAGAAUUUUCCGCGGAUUCUGACUUCACUAAGACAAAUGCCGAUUUGAGAUAUGAUUAUGGAACGUUUUACGCCUCUAAGGCGUUUUUCGAUAGCGUUAAGGAUCGGAGGAUCAAUUGGGGAUGGGUUAUAGAGACUGAUACCAAGGACGAUGAUUUUCAGAAAGGAUGGGCUGGCCUAAUGUCUCUUCCUAGGGAAAUUUGGCUGGACACAAGUGGAAAGAAGCUGAUACAAUGGCCAAUCGAAGAAAUCAACAAUCUCCGAACCAAACAUGUUACUUUUGAUAGCAGGCAGUUCGAAAGCGGCUCGAGAUUUGAAAUCUCUGGCCUUACUGCUGCACAAGCCGACGUAGAAGUGACUUUUGAUCUGCCUGCUCUGGAAGAUAAUUCUCACUUACUGGAUUCGGACCAAGCUAGUGAUGCGGUUUUGUUCGAUCGUGAAAGCUCGGUCGGAUGUGUUUACGGGCCAUUUGGGUUGCUAGCAUUGGCAAGCAAUGAUUUAUCGGAACAAACCGCAAUCUUCUUCAAAAUUAUUCGUCGCGGAAAUGGAUAUUCCGUUAUAAUGGGCAGCGAUGAGAAGAAGUCUUCGAUGAGAGACAACAUAAAGAAAUCUGCGCAUGGAACAUUCCUAGACAUCGAUCCAAGACAUGAGAAGAUCUCAUUAAGAUGUUUGAUUGAUCACUCGAUUAUAGAGAGCUAUGGAGCAGGAGGAAGAAGUGUGAUAACGUCUAGGGUUUAUCCCAAAUUGGCAAUUGGUGAAGCAGCUAAGCUUUAUGUGUUCAAUGAAGGAGCAAGAAGUGUGACCAUGUCGUCUCUGGAAGCAUGGAGCAUGAGAAAUGCCGAAAUCAAUUCAAACACAAUUUGA
Messenger RNA from Arabis nemorensis, 1638 nucleotides. NCBI's taxonomy places the organism in Eukaryota, Viridiplantae, Streptophyta, Magnoliopsida, Brassicales, Brassicaceae. The record is from the annotation of a GenBank genome assembly.